UUGAUCAGAUGACCUACAAUGUUAUGCCUACAAACCUGCAGAUCUUGGUCUUGCACACAGACAUCUAAGUGCUAUCAUUUCACAUCAGGCGGGGUAGUGUUAGUUAUAUAUUUAUUUUGCUGUACUAGGAGAGAUCCUCGGGAGUCUAAUGUAGAUGCGGCUGGAGAAAGUUUCGCCUUUUUCAAAGCUGGAGUGAAAGCUGCUUACAUUGGUGUGAUCGACGCCGCGAUUCGGGAGCAAGUGAACUUCAAUAAUCCGAUCCGAGUGCUUGUUCUUCUUAUGGUCAGCUUUUGUCCAUGUUUUCAGCAUCUCGGUACCCACAUUUGCCAUGAAAUGCAAGGGAUACGGUGCUGAGAUGGGGAACCGAGAUGCAUAAAAUCAGACUCUAACUUUCCUGCUAUUUCAGC
This is a messenger RNA of Amoebophrya sp. A25, 407 nucleotides long. The record is from the annotation of a GenBank genome assembly. NCBI's taxonomy places the organism in Eukaryota, Dinophyceae, Syndiniales, Amoebophryaceae.